Molecule: messenger RNA, 4631 nt
Organism: Eriocheir sinensis (Chinese mitten crab)
Lineage: Eukaryota; Metazoa; Arthropoda; Malacostraca; Decapoda; Varunidae
Gene: Sec31
Product: protein transport protein Sec31A-like
Exons: 25
Coding region: 172-3885 (1237 amino acids)
Biological process (GO): endoplasmic reticulum to Golgi vesicle-mediated transport; endoplasmic reticulum organization; COPII-coated vesicle cargo loading
Cellular component (GO): endoplasmic reticulum exit site; COPII vesicle coat
Molecular function (GO): structural molecule activity; protein binding
Source: RefSeq, a predicted model, not a curated record
AAUGAGUGUAGUCGCUGUGUCCGGUGAUCUGGCAACGCCGCGCCAGGUGGCCGCGGCCACGUAGGAACAUUCAGUUGACAUCUGCGGGUCGUGGGCGUUGGUGUAGUGCCGCUGGACUCCUAGGUAUCUUAACGUAACGCACUGAUAAGGAAAAGCACAAAAUAGAACACGAUGAAGGUUAAAGAAAUAAGUCAGCUGGCCAACAUUGUAUGGUCACCAGCUGCCCACCGGCCAAGUUACCUGGCCUGUGGCACUACGGCCAAGCAGCUGGAUGCCAGCUUCAACAGUAAUGCCACCCUUAGUCUUUAUGACCUCAAUGCUUGUCAGACCAACCUUGAGAUGAAGCUGGCUGCCUCCAUUGAAUCUCCUGCCAGAUUCCAUGACCUGCAGUGGAGUGGUCUGGGCUCUGAGCCAUCUGGUCUUAUCUAUGGAGGCUGUGAGAACAAUGCCAUCUAUAUAUACAGUGCUGCCAAGCUUCUUGCCAAAGCUCCCAAUAGCCUGGUUGGCACAACAGAGGGUUUGCACUCUGGUCCUGUGUUUACCAUCAGCUGCAAUUACAUGAAGGCAAACUUCGUGGCCUGUGGAUCUUCAGACUCUGAGGUAACUGUUUGGGAUGUCAACAACCUCACUGCACCAAUCAUUCCUGGCAAGAAACUUUCCUUGGGUGCUGAUGUGACCUGUGUUGAAUUUAAUAGGCAGGUGGAGCACAUCUUUGCCUCCACUUGUGCAGGUCAUUGUGUGGUGUGGGACCUAAGGAAGCAGGCCUCUAUUAUGACCAUCUCAGACACCGUCUCAAGGAUGAAGACAAGUAACAUCAUCUGGAACCCACAUGUGGCCACUCAGCUUCUGUUGUCGAGUGACAACGACCCUACACCGUGGGCUCAGGUGUGGGACCUGCGUUAUGCUACUGCCCCCAUCAAAACCUUGGAGGGCCACCAACGGGGUAUUCUCAAGACUGCAUGGUGUGCCCAUGACCCCAACCUCCUCAUUACUGCAGCUAAGGACAGCAAGAUUUAUGUGUGGGAUCCGAAUGAAGCAAAUCGUGGCUCAGAGAUUGUAGGGGAGUUUCCCUCUUACAAUCAAUGGAGCUUUGACAUGGACUGGUGCAAGCAUGACCCUUCAUUGAUGGCUGUGUCUUCAGUGGAUGGUUGUAUCAGUGUCUACUCCCUGCUUGGAGCUGGGCUGCCCCCUGCAUAUAUAUAUAAGUUCUCCCAGAUAGCUGACUCCUUCCCUGGGAUGGACAUUCCUGCAGUAGUUCCCCAGGGAGCAACCCCUCAGCCCAUCAGACUUAGGAAUCCUCCUAAGUGGUUUGCUCCCACUGCUGGAGCUAGUUUUGCUUUUGGUGGUCGCCUGGUGUCAUGGAACAAACAAAGCCUCAGCGUUGAGAUCUCUCAGGUGGUGACUGAACCAGAACUAGUGGAGAGGAGUUCCCAGCUGGAGGCAGCACUUUCACAGCCUCAGUUUGGCCCUUAUUGUCAAGCUAAGGCUGAGGCAGCCACUCAGCCCAGUGAUCAAAUGUUGUGGCAGUACAUAGGGGCAAAUUUUGCAGAAUCCCCACGCUCCAAGAUUAUGGAGCUGUUGGGGUACUCUGCAACACAAGUGUCCACUCAACUCAGUCCUAAUGCUCCUGAGGCAGAGGUGGUCACAGCUGAGGUGCUUGCCGAGAAGAUGGCCAACCUCGGUGCUGCCAAUGAUGGCAGCACAGGCUCCCUUGACCCUAGUGAACAGUUUGAGAUGAUUGCAUCUGGACAAUCUUUUGAUAAGACCCCAGACACUGAGACGGCUGAGUUGGAUGGUGAUGGGGAGGCCAGCCCAGCUCCAGUAACUCUCGAUGUGGAGGAGAAGGAGGGCAGCAACCAAGGACUCAUAACUCAGGCUCUCCUGGUGGGCGAUUUGGAGAGUGCUGUGGAUUUGUGCAUCAAGGAUGGAAUGUACCCACAUGCUCUCACCCUAGCUGCCCAUGCUGGCCCUCACCUCUAUGAUAAGACAAGGGACACGGUACUCAAGCGUGUUGAUGGAAGCCUUGCAUCGCUGGUUGGAGCUGUAGUUAAGGGGGAUCUCACCACUAUCACUACAUCCUGUAAACUCUCCAAUUGGAAGGAAGCCCUUGUGGCUAUAUUAACAUACUGCAGCAAUGAGCAGUUUCCACGGCUUGCAGAGAGUUUAGGAGAGCGUCUAGAAUCCAAAGGUGACCCUCAGGCCCUGCUGAGUGCCAUGAUAUGCUAUGUUUGUGCUGGCAGCCUUGAGAAGUGUGUUUCUUGUUGGAUCAAAACACGACCAACUACCAACAAACCCCAGGACUUACAGGACUUGGUGGAGAUCAUCAUGGGGCUGCAGCGAUCCCUCUCCUGCGCUGGUCACACAGUCAACCCAAGUGAAGGCAAUACAGUCAGCUCCCUGCUCUGUCAGUAUGCUUCUCUUCUCGCUGCACAGGGAGUGCUUCGAACAGCAGUCUCCUACCUCAACUCAGCCACACAGGGUGAAAUGGCUGCCUUGAGGGACAGGCUCUACAGAGCUCUUGGAUACCCAACAGGCAGCAGCAUGGCUGCCCCUGCCAUCACUCAAGACAACCUGAGACGCACUUCCACUCCAAAUAUCUACAGCCAGCCACAGAAUGUAUCCAUGGCAUACAGGAGUUUCUUUUGGAGUAAUCGUCCAUGGCAUCGUCCUAAGAUAGAAGAGCUGCGGUUUUUCAUGCCAAGUCAGUUCACACCAUCAGUUCAAGACCAGCAGAGGUCAAUGUUUGGUGCACCACCCUCACAGCCAACCAGUGCCCCUGCCACAAACCCUUCCUUCUAUAACCCCAUGAACCCCAGCCCCAUGGUGCCUCAGCAGAUGUCUCCCAUGGAGCCACAGUAUGGAGCUCCCCCACCCAUUUCUGCUGCUCCACCUCAAGGCCCACCCACAGGAGGGUUGCGACGUGGACGACCGGGUCGCUACGUACCAGACACCUCAGUUACUUCCCCCACUUCAUCCAGCAUGCUUAACCCUGUCCAGCCCUCUCCUUACUUUACUCCCACCUCUGGAAUUACUCCAUCUCCCCUCAACCCACCAUCAGCACCACCUCAGUUCUUCAGUCCGACGGCACCUCCCACUGCUAGCCCAAUGUAUGGAGACCCUCAGCAGCAGCCACCAGUCCAGCCACCACCUAAGACUCCAGCAGCCCUAGAUUCAUCUGUGCCAAGGGGUUGGAAUGAUCCCCCGCCACCAUCUUCUCGAAAGUUUGUGGAAGGGCAGCAGUAUUGUGGAGAGCCUAGGUGCCAUGUUGGACACUCUGGCGACAAGAAGCUGAUGAUGCUGAAGCAGGCUAAACAGCAGCAACAGCAACAGCAACAGCAACAGCAACAGAAUGAAGUUGCCAAGCCUGUUGAGCCUAUCAUGUGUCCAGUGCCAGGUGGUGCUGUGCCUGAACCUCCACAGCAGUUCAUGGGUUUCCAGCAUCCUCAAUAUGGAACAGAGGCCCUUAGCCCCUCUGCUACUGGAGCUAGGCCACCAGUGAAUGAGGCUGUUUCAGCUGCUGCUCUUGAGCCUGCUGUCAAGGGGCCACUUCCACCUGAACACCAGGUCAUCCAGGAUAUCCUCAAUGACAUCAGAAAUCGGUGUUUGUUGGUUGUUCAGAAUCAGCAAAUGAAGCAACGUCUGGAAGAUAUCGGAAUCAAGAUGGAGGUGCUCUAUGACAAGCUUCGGGCAGGCCAGCUGAGCCCAGCUUCAGUUUCUGGAGUGCACAAGUUAAUCAGUCAUGUGCAGACUGGAGAUUACCGAAGUGCCUUGACUGUCCAUGCAGAGACGAUAGCUAAGGGGAGCUUCUCUGAGCUUUCAUCAUUCAUGCCUUCCCUCAAGCUACUGCUCCAGUAUUGCAUGCAGCUGCAGGUAUUCCUCCAGUGAGACAGUGCAUAUGGUUUAUGCACUGGUAAUCUUGUUAAUGCAGUUAUGUUGUACUCAGUGUAUAUAUCAGCCCUUAUAUAAAGUUUUCCAAUAAUUUUGCCAGAGAUAAACUUUUCAAAUAAGAUGCUUCUUACAAUUAAUGUGGUGGAAUGUUAGCAGUAUAAAAUGUAAUGGGAAGAAUGUGAAAUUAUUUUAUUGCAGCUUUUCAGUAUUGUGAACAUUUUAGUGAAAAGUAGCUAUUAUAUGCGAUGAAGUAUGCACUAUACAUCAAGAACACUGAAGUUCAGCUUAAUUUGAGGUAAAUUGUUCAGAGGAAUGGACAAAGGAAGACCAUUAAUAUUUCUUUGACAUCUCAUGUGCUCUGCCUCUGAAACUAAAAAAACUGUUGAAUAAAAAUGCAGUUAUCACCGACAUUAUUUUUAGGUAAUUUAAAUUUUUCUAUAGUUAAUUUUUUAGUUUUCAAAUAAUUGUAUUUAUCAUGAGUGAAUGCGUAGCAGCAUACAGGAAUGUAGGUGACAGUCUUUCCACACUGCUGUUUUGUAACUUUAAAAGUUAGUGGUGAGCUCUGUCUUGGAAAGCUGUUCUCAUGUAAUAAGAAGGCAGUCAGAGAUAAAAUCAUUUAUAGAUACUAUAUAUGGCAGUGGACACAGCUUGUUAAGGUAAUGUAAGUAUAAAAUGAACAAUUCAUUAUAGUAGUUAAGUUGUUACUAAUAAUUUAGUGGAUUUGAUAAAUAAUUUAUAUUUGC